UCAUUUACAUGAUAUUUUUAUGGUUAAAAUUCAAAUCACACCGAAAGUAUAUUUGAUAGAAUCUCUCGGUUGAUUGGGACAGGUAAAAUAGCCAGCCUUCUACCUGAGACAUUUAAAUUCGAUUCAAAGCGUCCUUGGCAACCGUUGAUCCAUGCCCUAACGAGUCGUUGACAUACUCGUGUUGAUAUAAUUUCACACAAACAUGGUGUUUUGAAAGCUUUAUUUUUUAUUUUGUUUUAUCAAGUUUUCUUGAUGACUGAAAGGGAGUGCGAGUUGUGAGUUAAGGAACCCCCUAAAAUAAGGGGCGCUCAUUCAAAAUGGCAACAACAAAUGGAGGACAUCUUCCGGUGACGGCGAUCUUGUCAGGACACUUACGAGGAUAUGAGAUCCCCAACAUCCCACCAAAAGUAGUCCGAGUUUUCCUGGCCUCCACAGGACAAGACACAGUGACAGAAAGGAAUACACUAGUUAGAGAAGUCUAUCCUCAGUUACGACAGUAUUGUAGACAGAAAUACGGAUUGGAAUUCCAGAUUGUGGAUCUGGACUGGGGUCUACCGACAGAUAGUUUGCAUGCAGACCAAAGCCUUACAGACUUCAAACUUCGUGAAAUAAGACGAUGUCAAAGAUAUACUGCUGGACCUACGUUUGUCGCUAUAAUUGGUCAGAGAUAUGGCAACAAAGUUUUGCAGACGUCAAUCCCGGCUGAGGAAUAUGACCUUAUUAGAAUGGUACUCCAUAAACACAAAGGUAGAGAGACAAGGGCAGCCCCAAUACUGGAUAAGUGGUACAUCAAGGACAAUAACUCUAUUGCUCCUGUCUUUGUGCUACAAGAUGUCGCUUCAGUCAUUCCGGACAUAAUAUCAAACGACAAGGAGAAGCAAAAUAAAGCUGACCAAGAAUGGAAAGAAGCUGAAACUGAGAUGAAAAGAUUGUUGAAUAAAGGAGCAGAAUUUUGUUACCUCGAAGGUCUAAUUGACUCAGAUACAAAACAAAAGUACACUAUGUCAGAAUUUGAAAAUCAAACACAGAUCGGAAUUGAAGAAAGCAGCUGUCCAUCUUCUCUUGGUGUUGUACUUCUACGAAGAAUUGUAGAUUUGACAAACUAUAUAGAUGACCCUAAAGCUCCUAUAUUUACCGAGAUAUUAUACAACGACAAGACCGAAGAGUAUGAAACAGAUACAGUAUCGAGUCACCUACUCAGUAAAAUGGCAAACAGACUCAGAAAUUUAGUUUCAGAAAACAACACAACAUCAUUCGACGUUUUGUGGAGAUAUGAUGAUGUCAUCAGCCCAGAACUACACAAAGAUUAUCUGAAAUCAUUCUGCGAUAAUUUUAAAAACAAAUUAAUAACACUUAUUGACAACGAGGCUUCAAAAGUACCAGUUGACGUAGAGCCAGAAAUAUGUGAAGAGGCGUUGAGUCAUUUAAUGCGAUGCCGUGAUUUGGCCGAUGAUUUCUGUGUCAGAGCUGAAGAAUUAGUUGCCUUACAAAGCUACCUCCAAAAUAAUUACAACCAUCCCAUUGUCAUCCAUGGUGCCUCAGGAUCUGGGAAGAGUACACUGAUUUCAAAGUUGUGUGUUGAGAUACCAGAAGUGUUCAACAAGAAUGCAAUAACUAUUGUACGAUAUGUUGGGUAUACGUCUAGAAGUUCCGAUAUCAAACAGUUGCUAAGCAGUCUAUGUACCCAGAUCUUAGUUGCGUUGGGGAAAGAGAAUAACGAAAUUCCAAAAGAUUUCAAAGACCAACAAAAUCUGUUCCACAAUUUACUAAAGCACAUUCCAGACGACAAACUGUUGAUAAUAUUAUUGGAUGGAAUAGAGCAGAUUUCAAAGGACUACAAUGCUCACUUGUUGUCAUGGCUACCUGGUCAAUUGCCAACAAAUGUUAAAAUCAUUUUAACAACUGAUCCUGUUUCUAACAAAAUUCUGGAAAAACUGAAGAAAGACGUCGUUACAAAUGAAUCGUCAUUCAUUGAACUCCGAGAUUUAGAUGUUGAAUCAUGCGUACUUACACUGGACUUUUUUCUGUUUCGAUAUGGACGGAAACUUACCGAUCAACAGAAAAUGGCAUUUCAAAGUGCAUUUUCAAAACAUCCAUGUCUUCUUUACAUUAGUCUUUGUGCUGAGAAAGCUCGUUACUUGAAAUCCACUGAAACGAUGGAAAACGUUAUUUUUCCAGAAAAUACUGUUGAUGCAAUAAAUAGAUUAUUCGAUGAAUUAGAAACGGAGCAUGGAACCACGUUGGUUUCCCGCGCAAUGUGCUAUCUUGUGGCAUCAAUGACGGGAUUAGGAGAUCUGGAAAUGGAAGAUGUUCUCUCAAUGGACGACGAUGUUCUAAAUUCUAUUUACGUCACGCACCAUCCACCAACAAGACGUAUACCGUAUAUAAAGUGGCUGCGUUUAAAGGAAGUAAUCAAUAGGUUCCUUCUAGAGAGAGUUACCAAUGGUGUAACAUUUUAUUAUUGGCGGCAUGACCAGUUUGCGGACGUCAUUCGAGAACGAUAUAUGAAAGAUGAAAGCAUAGGGAAGACUGUCCACUCUUUGCUAGCCGAUUAUUUCCUUGGCACAUGGGCAAAUAAACCAAAACCCAUUUCACCAAUAUCAAAUGAAUGUAGCGCUGUAAUAAAAGCGUCUGGAACCAGCGGCGAACGCUUUGUACCGGAACAACCUUUGACCUUUCAACUUGAUAACAGUCCAGUAAGAUUUAAUCGCAGGAUGUACGACCAGGUACCUAGAAAUUUGUAUAAAGCAGAAAGAUUUGAUGAACUUAAUAAACUGAUUUUGUUUAAUUAUGAAUGGAUAUACAGCAAAACGAAAGCUUUGUCACUUCAGCAUAUUUUUGCAGACUUUGCUUUAAACCCCGGUGUGGAGGCUCAUUUAGUUGAAGAAGCUUUGCGUGUUGCAGAAGCUACAAUCGAAACCGAUAUCAACAAUAUGGCACCUGAGAUUUCCGGGCAUCUCCUACCAUACUACAAAACUCUUCCUAAUAUCAAAGCUUUAGUAUAUCAGUGUGAUACGGCCGGUUUGAAACACUGUGCAAUGGUGCCAAACUUUUCUUACUUGCAAGUUCCUGGAAGCUCUCUUCAGUUUACAUUUAGCACUGAAGUUCCGUCUGAUUACUUCCGGUUUAUGAAAGAUGAACGAUUUCUUCUGUCAAAGCACCGUGAUUCUCCAUACAUAAAUGUAUUUGACAUGAUCACAGGUGAAACCAAGAAGAAUAUUUUUACAUCAAAUGGCGCGCUUUACGUUACGCCUGACGGUGCAAAAUUUCUUAUUGUAGACCAUGUGACCGAAAAGGCCAUUAAAGUUCACAAAUCUGAGACGGGAGAAUUCAUUGGUCAGUUGAUCGUACUAAAUAACAUCGAUGUGAAACCAAAAGAGAAAUACAAGAUAGCCGACAUUUGUCUGACCAAUGACAGACUGUGUGUGUUAGUUACUACUGAUGUAAGUUACCUGUGUAUAGCGGACAUAGAAUCUUGCCAGUUCUUACAGAUCAUAUGUCUAGAUGGACGUUCGGACAUGUGUAGAAUCUCGAAUGAUGGUCAGUUCGUGUUCUGUAAUUCUAAUGAGUUUCUUCUAUCCUACGACAUGUACUCACUCGAACAUAUUUAUACCCUAGCAAUAGCUUAUCGACCAGUCUCAAUGGCCUUUACCAAAGAUGGAUGCAGAGCUUAUCUGUGCAAUGAAUCCGAAACGAAACUGACAAUCAUUCAUUUGCAUCGUGGGUCAGUUGAAAUGGUGUAUAAAACAGUACUAGAUGAAGACAUGCCGAACGACAGACUUCAAAAUCUGUGCAUUUCACCAAAUGAUGAGAUGGUGCUUGUACGAGGUCUAGAGAACAUUGUGGUAUAUGGACGAUCAAAUGAAAAGGUUAUUGCAAGGUUUCCUAGACCAAAGGAUGUCCCAAAAGAGUUUAAACUGCCAAAGAGGAAUAUUGUAGAACUGAGUUAUAAACAAGCAGAAUUUUCAAGAGAUGGUAAAUUUGUUAUUGGCACAAUAUUUCGUAACAUUUAUCUUUGGCAAAUAUCAACAGGCAAUCUUAUCACCACAAUACAAGCACCAGUUGGUAUUAUUGCAAGGCUAAUGGUUUGUCAAAAGAGUAGCCACGUCGUAACGCAGCUGGACCACUCAAACGAGAUACAAGUUUGGAAUAUAGGUGAUGCUGUGAAUCAGGUCGAUAUGCUUGACAAAUUAUCAGGACCAAUAGUUGACGUCCAAGUCACGUCCGACAACUCAAUUGCAUAUGUUGUAUGCAAAAAUAGCGACGAAAUAGGUGUAAUUGACAUGUGCAGUGGUGUCAUGUUGGAUUUACUUACACAUGAUAGCAACGUAAAGGAUUUUGCUAUCACCCCAAGUGGAAGUUAUGCCCUGGUAUCUACAUCAACAAAAAAGAAAGACAUUUCAAACAAACUAUGGGAUAUGUCAGAAAGACAAAUUAUAAAGGAAUUUGGAAAUGCCGUCGGGUUUUGUAUAUCACCGCAUCAAGAAUCUUACAUUUUAUUCGUGUCACAAGAAAACAUGAAAUAUCAAGCUCCCUAUUCUGUCACUAUGUUUAGAUUUAUUGGAGAUGCUUUCCAUGAAUAUGUUCAUCCGUUGGCUUUGAAAUUCGUACUUGACAAACCGUUUCUGACCUAUGAUGACAAAUAUUUAGUAGUUCUUACAGCACAGGAUCACAUACAGACAAAGGCAGCUUAUGACACUCCAACCAUCUGUACAUUUUCAAUGGAAGAAGAUAUGAAAGUUGCGUAUUUCACACCGGAAAGUUUCGAAGGUUCUGUCAAUAUUGGGUCAAUACUAAAGUUGAUGCCUUGUAAGAACAAUCCAUAUACGAUUGCAGUACUUUAUGAAUCAAGUGAUGAUAUCAACAAAAACUAUUACGCAAAUGAAUCCGGAAUGGGUCGCGGAUUUCUUAUUCUUGACAUCUGCAGUGGGUCUUUGAUUAGCAUAUGCUACCCAUUCAUGCCGAAUGAACCAAGAGUUGAUAGGGGCAUUCUUUUUGCCGACGACUUUUCAUUUUGCCUCGACGAUCUGUCAAAUAUAUUCGACAUAGGGCAACAAGACUAUAUUGGCCGAUUAACAGAUAUUGGCGUUAUGCCAUGCUUAACGGCAUUAAAUGGUGACGUCAUUGUUUAUUGUGACAACACAAAACUGCUUGUAGUGCGUGUGCGUGAUGGAAAUACUAUCGCCGCUUGCGACGUUCAUUCCCGAUUGUGCAAGUUAAAAUUGUGUCCAAAUGAGAGAACACUAAUUGCCGGAUGUGAAGACGGAACCAUAGCCUCAUACGUCAUUAUCGACCCGGAAGCAGAUGAUCCUGAAUCAAUCGUUCAACAUCUAGGCAGUAGGCAAGUUGAAAACAGUGGUGAAAUGGAUGGGCGUAUGUCCCGAUCGUGGGAUAAAGUGUCAAGUGAAGCAAACCUUUCUCGACCACCAUCUGCAAUGAGCAAUGGUCCCAAAGAAAGAAUACUCUUGAACAAAGUCGAACACAUGCCAGUAGUAAGACCGAGCUCUGAUACACUUUUGUACCUUAAUGCAAACUCAAAAACAUGUUCUGUUAUGUAAUUCAUUAUAGUCUAGUCUUAGUUUAUGUUCAGAAACUUCGGUUUUCUUUGGGUUUUUUAUGUAUACGGUAUGCAUGCCACAUAUUAAUUUAUACUACUUUACAUAGUGACUUGCAUUGCUCAACUUGCUUAAUAACUGUUUGGUCUGUUCCAAUUUUAUAAUUGAUUUAUAGGUUUUUUUAAAGCAGCCUUUUUAUAUAUCAUUGGCUUUUUAUCGAGAUAUAUCACUGCAGUCAUGUGCAUUUGCCUAACAGAAGAUGUUGAGACAAUGCACACAUAAUAUACAGUAUAUUUAAGAUCUGAUUUCAUGAAAAUUAAUUGCUAUGUUUUUUAUUCAAGAUGCACAGCCGAAUUUGCGCAUCUUAUUUGUCUUUUUGACGAUUUGCGCCAAUCUUCCUUAUCACUUUAAUAAAAUAGUAAUAGCAAUGAAAAUAUAGUCUGUAAUAUUCUAAAAACAUAUCUUAAUUAGCAGGUAAAGCAAGAUGGUCUGGCAAUUUAAAACUCUUUUUCUUAUAUAUAAGUAAGAUGAAAUACUUAUUUGUAAAAACAGGACAAUAUAGGUUGAAAUAAUAUAAACGUUUCGUAUAUUUCGGAAACGUCACUAUAUGGUCCAAUAUAUUUAUUGUUGUAUUUUAACUACCAAACAAGUGCUCUUAAUAUACAAUUGUUAGAAGCCAAAGUCUGUGAUAUUUGUAUACUUGUUAUUAAAACUACGUAACUG
Messenger RNA from Mytilus trossulus (common blue mussel), 6278 nucleotides. Its product is annotated as NACHT and WD repeat domain-containing protein 2-like. NCBI's taxonomy places the organism in Eukaryota, Metazoa, Mollusca, Bivalvia, Mytilida, Mytilidae. The transcript is spliced from 7 exons. The record is from RefSeq and is a predicted model, not a curated record. The coding region runs from base 318 to 5558 and encodes 1746 amino acids. Gene Ontology annotation, molecular function: protein binding.